AUGGCCAACAUAGCAGACUUGAAACCUUUCGACAUGUUGACAGAGGUAAUGGCCAACUGCAAAAAAGAGGACGCCUUGGUCGUGGAUGUUGGUCGCAACGAGCAUGGACUAGAGGUCAAGUCUCAGCAACACCUGCUCGACCUUGUAGAUAAUCUCCUCAGCAGGCCCGACAAUUUGAAGAAAUUCCGAUCGCUAUACAUCCUCGGAGCGUGGCGCUUGACCCCCUCCAAGGAAAAUUGGGGGGGAUUUGGAGAAUAUCCAAAGUAUCAUGAGGGUGAACCUCACGUCUUCACCAAACAGGAAGAGGAAUGGCAUUUGGCUGGCAAGAAUAUCGCGAGGCUUGCCGCAGCCAUGCCCAAUAUUGAAGAGCUAAUCUGGCUGGCGAGCCUCGCCUUCACCGCGCACGUCUGGGAAGGUCUGAACACCUCCAUGACCAAGAUUAUCAUCGAUCUCGGUUAUCCUGUUCGACUGAUAGUAAACGGCUUUUCCGCCCACGAGUCCUUCAUCACCAGCGACGAGUUGAAGCCUCUGGUCCAGCAGACCAAGCUCAAGGAGCUCCGUCUCUUCCACAUGAAAGACGACUCGUACUCGUACCAGCCUGUCAUCUGGGAGACAGUAUACCGCAACAGCAACGAGAAUGGCAUGCGACUACUCGAUAUCAACAUGGCCGACCCUCCCAUCGUGCGCUCCGAGCACUGGCACAAGGCAGAAGACGUCGCUGGCCUGACCGUCGCGCACUGCAAGACUGGAGACAAGGACUACAAGCACGUCACUACCCUACAUCACCAGCCACCCACCCACUCCUCACACUGA
This is a messenger RNA of Plenodomus lingam JN3, 813 nucleotides long. RefSeq lists its product as uncharacterized. NCBI's taxonomy places the organism in Eukaryota, Fungi, Ascomycota, Dothideomycetes, Pleosporales, Leptosphaeriaceae. The record is from RefSeq and is a predicted model, not a curated record.